GCUUGCUCACCUGUCCACAUCUCCACACCUCCUCACCUCCACACCUGAGCGAGGAGUUUACCUGGCGGCGGUGUUGAGAGAGAGGAGUAAGGCAAGAUGACGAAGGUGUUGACGAAGAUGGUGGUGAUGGUGGUGGUGAUGGUGGUGCUCUACGCCACGUCAGCCGAGGCAAAGAAGGAAGAGGAAGCCGGAACCCUUAUUAAAGACUUCAGCAAGAGGAUUAGUCAAGAGGAACCCAAAACACUGAACAAAGAGGAGGGAAAAGAAACCCACCGAAGAGAUAAGAGUACCCACCAAGAGGACUCAAAGAAAGACCAAGAAGACGAUAAGAAACCCAAUCAAGAGGAAACCAAGAGGCAAAGAGGAAAGAGGAAAUACCAAGAUGAGAGUAGCGAGUCAGAAGACCUCGUAGUUCAAGCCUCGGCCCAACACCUUUCUAGCUACAGCACAAUUCCUGGUGUUGUUGGUGUUGGUGUUGGUGGUGUUGGUGGUGUUGGUUAUGGCAGCAAGAAUGGUAUAGUAGUCCCUGGUGAUAUUGGUGUUGGUGGGGUCGGUGUUGUUGGUAUUGGUGGUGGUAUUGGCAGCUAUACCAGUGGUGUUAGUAGUGGUAUAGGUGUAGGUGGUGUUGGUGUUGGUGGUGUAGGUGGUGGUGGUAGUGGUGACAUCUACACAAGUGGUGGUGGUGGUGGUGGUGGUGUUAAUGAUAUCUUUGGUGGUAGGAAGGGAAACAGUGGUGGUGGUGGUGGUGGUGGUUAUGGUGUUGAAGGAGGAGUAGGAGGAGGAGGAGGAGGAGGAGGACUAAUUAAAGGCUUCGAUACAAGUGGAGAUGUUUAUGCACGAGGAAGAGGAGGAGGAGGAGGAGGAGGAGGAGGAAUAGAGGGAAGAAGUGCAAGUAUUGGAGGGUUCGGCGGUAUUGGAAAAGGAGUUAUAGGAGGAGGAGGAGGAGGAGGAAGAGGAGGAGGAGGAGGAGGGGGAGGGUAUGCAGGAACCGGAGGAGGAGGAGGGAGAACAGGAGGAGCAGGAGGUAGAGGAGGAUAUGGAGGAGGAACAGGAGGAAGAGGGACAGGAGGAACAGUAGGAAGAGGAGGAGGAGGAGGAGGAGGAGGAGGAGGAGCAUACGGAGGAGGAGGAGGGGGAGGAGGAAGGGGAACAGGAGGAAGAGGAAGCGGAGGAGGAUACGGAGGAGGAAAUUUCAGAGUAGGAGUAGGAAGUGAAGGCGCAGGAUCCCUUGAGGACGUCAUACCAGGGACUCCCGGGGUGGACUAUCCUGCCCUAUCUUUCCCCCCUGAUACAGGAUUCACGUGUGGGUCCCUGAGAGGAUACUACGCAGACGACGCCGCAGAGGCAGGAUGUCAGGUCUUCCACGUCUGCCAAGGGGAUGGGCGUCAAGACACCUUUCUCUGCCCUAUCGGAACAAUCUUCAACCAACAGUACUUCGUGUGUGACUGGUGGUUCGCCUUCGACUGCACCUCCGCCUCCUCCUUCUACGACCUCAACAAUAGCAUAUUCACUGAUUACCUUGACUCCUCCGGCGGUUCUGGCGGUGGCGGGGGCUACGGGGGCGGCGGCAAGCGUCCCAUAACAGGCUACGGUGCUCCCUGAAGGUGUACGAGACGGGGAAAUGGUUAGAAGUCACACUAGGUUAGAACGUCGACUUGAUUUGUUUUGAUGUUUUGUUCUGUUACUAUUAUUUACGUUAGCAGUGUUAAUGUGUGUGUUUUUAUUAUUACACCAUUGUUUUUAUUGUCACUCUAUAAUUAUUUCGUACAAACUAUUAUAGAUUAGUCACAGUUCCAUAGUCAUAGUGUUCUGUUAUGUUGAUAGCGUAUUCUAGCUUCCUCAGAUAGCCAUACUUAUACUUAAUGUUUCUAUUGAUAAACUACCACUUAUAUAGUUUUGUUUGCUUUAUACAUACAACGAACUUUCAUUAUAUUAGUCAGAGUAACGUAUCGUGAAGCUACGUAUUAUGAAGGUUAUCAACGUAGAAAGUUAUAUCUUGUAGCGUCGUAAAGCAGGUUCACUUAAGUCCGACCCAAGCUGACAACAUAAACCUAAGUGUGUUUGCAAGCUGAGUGCUGAUUGGCUUCUGCUAUGGCUUCCAAGUUUUCUAUAACCUCUGUUUGUGUUUAUUUCACGCAAAACUUUCCGCUAAUCUGCCCUGUGCUUACGAACACGCUUAGGUUUAUGUUGUCAGCUUGGGUCAGACUUAAGUGAACAGACUAUAGUGGAAACGCCUGAUAAAGUGAUAAAUGAAUAGAGUAAGUAAGCGCCCAGACACUCACCUCCGGCACGUCCCCACACGAUGCGGCGCUCCACGGCGAGGCGGGGCGGGGCGGGGAUGAGGGGAGGCAGGGAGGAGUUGGCAGUGCUCGCGAGGACGUGAAGUUGUUGAAUUUAUGAUCGUCUGCAGAAAGGGGCGGCAGUGAAGUGUUAGUGUGUGGAUGUAAAGUAAAGGAGUUUGUUAUAUUACGUCACCGUCGAAUAUCAUCAUUGAGAAAUAAACGUGGAUACAAUCAUUAACUUUUCUUUUAAGACUGUUUGUAGUGGCGACCUUUGAAGAGUUGUAUUAUAAGUUUUGAGUGUGAAAAAUUAUCAUUGACUAAUAAAUGCGAGGAUGUAUACAACUAUUUACUAAUUUUUCGAGGAUAGUUUAAAAGUGGCGGCUCUCAAUCUUUUCCUUUCCUUUCCUUUCCUAUUCCUGUCUUUUUCUCCCUCACCUUCGAAGGUAAACAUUCGCAGGAGGUCUAAAGCAAUCACAUAUACUUUUGUAAUUUAGGAAUUUGAAACACAA
Eriocheir sinensis (Chinese mitten crab) is the source of this 2791-nucleotide messenger RNA. Its product is annotated as loricrin-like. The transcript is spliced from 3 exons. Bases 97 to 1602 code for a protein of 501 amino acids. Gene Ontology annotation, molecular function: chitin binding. The record is from RefSeq and is a predicted model, not a curated record. NCBI's taxonomy places the organism in Eukaryota, Metazoa, Arthropoda, Malacostraca, Decapoda, Varunidae. Gene Ontology annotation, cellular component: extracellular region.